Cuscuta campestris is the source of this 1261-nucleotide messenger RNA. Lineage: Eukaryota; Viridiplantae; Streptophyta; Magnoliopsida; Solanales; Convolvulaceae. The record is from the annotation of a GenBank genome assembly.
AGUCAUCGUGUGGGUCCCGCUGGUGACUUUCGGAGAGAAGUUGGUUCUGACUAAUUUUGACGUCCUGAUUCCAUUUUUGAGGCCAGUUUUCUCAAAUUUGGAUUGUUUGGUAUUGGUUGAUUGCUGCUUGAGUGGAACUAUGACUACCUUGAAGUUUGAAGUUCCGUUAUUUGAUGGAAGAGCGGACUUCAUGUUGUGGCAAUGCACGAUUCAAGACUAUUUGGUCCAGCAAGGUCUUGAUUUAGCAUUGCAAGAUGAGAAGCCAAGUGAUACGAAAGAAUCAGAGUGGAGUACAAUCCAGAAGAAGGCUGUCAGCACAAUUCGGUUGCCACUGUCCCCACAGAUUAAAGUGACAGUGCUGAAAGAGACAUCACCAAAGAAGCUGUGGGAAACGUUGGAGAGCAAGUUUGCGUCGAAGACACUUACUAACCGGUUGAUGAUGAGGAUGGACUUGUACUCACUGAAGAUGGAAGAGGGAGUGCUGAAAGAGACAUCACCAAAGAAGCUGUGGGAAACGUUGGAGAGCAAGUUUGCGUCGAAGACACUUACUAACCGGUUGAUGAUGAGGAUGGACUUGUACUCACUGAAGAUGGAAGAGGGAGGUAGCGUAAUUGAUCACAUCAACAAGUUUAAUGAGCAAGUAUCAAGGCUGUUAAAUGCAGGGGAGACUAUCAAGGAUGAAGAGCAAGAGCUGCUUCUACUGGCUUCACUACCAAAAUCCUUUAAGCCGUUUGUGCAGUCAAUGAUAGCAGGAAGGACUACACUGCGACUAGAUGAGGUGACGACUGCCUUGAAAGAGAGUCAAAGGAUGAUGGGAGGUGAAGAGUCUUCCGGGGACAGUCAUUUACUAGCUGCUGUGAGUGUUGAGAAAGAGAGGAAGAAGAAGAGUGACCAACUUUGGAGAAGAUCUCAGCUAAGAGACAUGAGCACUGUUAGGUGCUAUUACUGUGAAAAGUUGGGUCACACGAAGAACGGUUGUCCAGAACUCAAGGAGGACUUGCAGAUCCUAAAGGAGAAGAAGGGAAAAUCGAAGGAAGCUUCUUCCGCAAAUGUGAUCACUUAUGAAGAUGAUCUCUUCUGAAGAUAAGAGUACUGCUGGACAGAAGGUUCUGCAGGAUGGGAGUAUCGCUGCAGAAAUCGCAAAUGAUGUAGGACUUUGAAUUAAGGGGAGAUUUGUUGAGUGUUACUUCAAAGUCCCACAUCGGUGGGAUAGGAAAAUUGAGGAGGGAUUGGAGCCUAUAAAUAAAGAGGGGAUAUAGGC